CUGCGGCGGGACGCGCUGAGUGCCGCCAAGGAGGUGCUGUACCACCUCGACAUCUACUUCAGCAGCCAGCUGCAGAACGCCCCGCUGCCCCUCGUCGACAAGGGCCCGGCCGAGCUCCUGGAGGAGUUCCUCUUCCAGGUCCCCAAGGAGCGCGGCGCUCCGCCCAAGAGAUUGAAUUCACUUCAGGAACUUCAGCUCCUUGAGAUCAUGUGCAAUUAUUUCCAAGAGCAGACCAAGGAUUCAGUCCGGCAGAUCAUCUUCUCAUCUCUCUUCAGCCCUCAAGGAAACAAAGCAGAUGACAGCAGGAUGGCUUUAUUAGGAAAGCUGGUUUCCAUGGCAGUGGCUGUGUGCAGAGUUCCUGUUCUGGAGUGUGCUGCCUUCUGGCUGCAGCGAACUCCUGCCGUGUACUGCGUGAGGCUAGCCCGAGCCUUGGUCGAUGACUACUGCAACUUGGUGCCAGGGUCCAUCCAGACACUGAAACAGAUAUUCAGUGCCAGUCCUCGCUUCUGCUGCCAGUUCAUUACAUCUGUCACAGCUCUCUAUGACCUCUCUUCAGAUGACCUCAUCCCUCCUUCGGAUCUGCUCGAGUUGAUUGUUUCCUGGAUCUUUGAAGACCCCCGCUUGAUCCUCAUCACCUUUCUAAAUACUCCUAUUGCAGCCAACCUGCCAAUAGGGUUUUUAGAGCUCACCCCACUGACUGGACUGAUCCGUUGGUGUGUGAAGGCCCCCUUGGCUUAUAAAAGGAAGAAGAAAGCCUCUCUCUCAAAUGGACAUCCUCCCAGCAAAAUUGCCAAGGACUCGGCUUCAGGAGAAGACAGAGAUUGCCAUCAGCUGUAUUCAAAACUGCAUCUAAGUGUCCUGCAGGUUCUUAUGAUGCUUCAGGGGCAUUUAACGGAGAAGAACCUUUAUGGGCGCCUGGGGCUAGUACCCUUUGACCACGUGGUUCCACUUGUUGAGGAAAUUAACAGACUAUCUGAUGAACUCAAUCCUCUCAAUGCAUCCAAAGAGAUUGAACUGGCUCUAGACAGACUGGCUCAGGCUUUGCAAGUGGCCAUGGCAUCGGGAGCACUACUGUGCACUAGAGAUGACUUGAGAACUGUGUGCUCCAGGCUACCGCAUAACAAGUAAGAGACCUUUCUACAGCUGUGUUGGUUUUGAAGCAUAUUCUAAGACACACACUUGAGGGCUGCUGAGACAAAAUCUCUAAAA
Athene cunicularia (burrowing owl) is the source of this 1209-nucleotide messenger RNA. It is a transcript of the gene INTS15, whose product is annotated as chromosome 14 C7orf26 homolog. The record is from RefSeq and is a predicted model, not a curated record. The transcript has 5 exons. The annotation marks the transcript as partial. NCBI's taxonomy places the organism in Eukaryota, Metazoa, Chordata, Aves, Strigiformes, Strigidae.